Messenger RNA from Cynoglossus semilaevis (tongue sole), 1306 nucleotides. It is a transcript of the gene akr1a1a, whose product is annotated as aldo-keto reductase family 1, member A1a (aldehyde reductase). Gene Ontology annotation, molecular function: alcohol dehydrogenase (NADP+) activity. NCBI's taxonomy places the organism in Eukaryota, Metazoa, Chordata, Actinopteri, Pleuronectiformes, Cynoglossidae. The coding region runs from base 143 to 1117 and encodes 324 amino acids. Gene Ontology annotation, biological process: aldehyde catabolic process. The transcript has 9 exons. The record is from RefSeq and is a predicted model, not a curated record.
CCCAUCUGUUUGCGUUAUAGAUCAACUCAGUGAUGGCAGACUUUGAUCUCAGUCUGUUUUGGUCCAAAGGGUCAGAAGUUGACUACAAGCUCCUGCUUCAGAACCUAGUAGGCUGGAAAAAGAAGGACCUCAGAGCUGGAGCAUGAGCCUCUGUGUGACUCUUUCUACAGGGAAGCAGAUGCCCCUGCUUGGUCUUGGUACAUGGAAGAGUGCUACAGGACAGGUGAAGCAGGCAGUGCUGGCAGCCUUAGACUGUGGCUACAGACACAUCGACUGUGCUGCUGCAUACAGUAAUGAAGAGGAGGUGGGACAAGCUCUGGCUCUGAGGGUCGGUCCUGGUAAGAAUCUGCCACGUGAGGAGGUAUUUGUAACUUCCAAACUGUGGAACACCAAACAUGACCCACAGGAUGUUGAAGAAGCAUGUAGGACCAGUCUAGCCCACCUGGGUCUCUCCUACCUGGACCUCUACCUCAUGCACUGGCCAAUGGCAUUUCAGUCUGGUGAAGAGCUGAUGCCUCGACGAGAGGAUGGAAGCAUUUGUUACUCAGACACUCACUACAGAGACACAUGGAAGGCCAUGGAGUGUUUACUGGAUAAAGGUCUAGUCAGAGCCAUAGGCCUGUCUAACUUCAACGCCAGACAGACUGAUGAAAUCAUCAGCGUGGCCAGACACAAACCUGUGGUCAACCAGGUGGAGUGUCAUCCCUACAUGAUUCAAGCAGACCUGCUCUCUCACUGCCGGUCAGUAGGAGUGUGUGUGACAGCCUACAGUCCUCUGGGCAGUGGAGACAGACCGUGGGCAUCUACUGAUGAACCCAGUCUACUGCAGGAUCCUCAGCUGAAGACCAUCGCCCUGAGAUACCACAAGACCCCAGCUCAGGUCAUACUGAGGUGGAAUGUUCAGAGGGGUGUGGUGUGUAUCCCUAAGAGUGUGACACCCUCUAGAAUCCAGCAGAACAUACAGGUGUUUGACUUCUCACUCUCAGAGGAUGACAUAAAGCUGAUCGAUUCCUUCAACCGCAACACUCGAUUCAUCGUCCCUUCUGUGGAAAGAGACGGUAAGAGGGUGUGGAGAGACGCAGGACAUCCUCAUUUCCCCUUCUGUGAUCCUUACUGAGGCCAUGCUAGACUCUCUCUUAAAAAAAAAAACAAAACAAAAAACCUAGUAAAAGGUAAUUAUCCGGCAGCUCAAAUGCCACAGAAUUACCACCCCAAAAAAAAGGCAAAACCACUAUCCUGUUAGAGAUAGUUAUUUCCCAUAAUUAAAAUACAACUUAAUACUGAAAUACUAUAUUAAUUUCACCAU